Molecule: messenger RNA, 2032 nt
Organism: Hydractinia symbiolongicarpus
Lineage: Eukaryota; Metazoa; Cnidaria; Hydrozoa; Anthoathecata; Hydractiniidae
Exons: 12
Coding region: 16-1041 (341 amino acids)
Biological process (GO): signal transduction
Molecular function (GO): protein binding
Source: RefSeq, a predicted model, not a curated record
AUUUUACCUUCAAGAAUGUGCGCGCAUGUACAAAAUUUACCAACUUCAUUUUUCAUGUUAGAUAGUAAGAAACCCGUACCAACACCGAGAGAAAAUCACGAGGAGGCGAUUGAAUGCAGUAACACUUAUUUAUCAAUACAAAGACCUGUGCCAGCACCCCGACGUGCUAAAACGAUAAAGGAAUCAACUCGAGAAAAAGAUUUUGAAAUGUUCGAUUGGCAGCCUACACCAAGGCCAAGAGCAACAACGGACUCUAAUCUAACAAGACAAGAGGGUCCAGAACUAACUUUUUUAAUGCACGUUCAUGCAGAAAAAGAGGGAUUGGAAGCUGAAGCAAAUGCAUAUUCAUUGGACCCAACAGAAUGUUGUCAUUCAGAGGUUGCUUCCACUUGCAAUUUUGAGUCAACAUUUUCAAGCUUGUGUACUAAUUACAGUACAUUAUCGUCAAUGAAACCGUUUUUAAAAUCGAGUUUGCUUCGGGAUUUGGGCAGUCGCGAUCGUCAACAUCUCUGUAAACAUCUAGAUUCUAGGAGAGAGUAUGAAAAGCUAGCAUACUAUCUACAGGAACCAUUGAAGCUCACACAAAUUGAAAUAGAUAACCUGUUCUUAGCAGGAGAAAAUCCUGCUUCAGCAUUUUUUAAGGCUUUCAUGAUAAAGAAAACAGAUUUCAAAGUCAGGAAAUUUCAACAGUAUAUGAAAGAGAUGGGCAGAAAAGAUGUGCUUGAUUAUAUGAAGAAAAAAGAAUGGCCUGAAUUGUUUCUUGAAAUACCAUUUGAUCCGCGGGAAGAGCUUGUCUCGUAUCUGAACAAGUCUCCGGGUAAUUGGAAGAUAUUUGCUACAAAGUGUGGAUACUCCUCUGAUGACAUUGCACUUAUUCAAGGCGACCACAUGGAAAAGAAAAGUGCUACGGAGUUUUUGCUGACUAUCAUAAAUCAACGAUGCCCAGAUUUGACAAUUGACAAUUUACGAGAAGCAUUUGCUAAAAUGAAGCGACAUGACCUGAUUCAUUUUUUGGAUAAAAAGACAUCUAUGGUGGCUUAAUAUGGAAUAAAAUGAAACGACACAAAAAAACAUAGAUAUUUUCAGACAUAAAAUGAAUUAAUAUUAAGCUGAUGAUACAAAAGUCGAUUAGUUGCGUUGCACACAUAAAUACGUUGCUUUAAGCGAGUUCAAAAAAGUUCUCAUUAUUUUUUUUCUAGAAGAAAACUAAAAUCUUUGAGAAAGCCAUUAUCUACAAAUGUUAUUUUAAACAAAAUUAGCUAAAAAUUGUUUUGCAUCCUUAUAUCCAGAUCCAUUUAAUAGAUAUUUACUUGCACUGAGAAGUUGGCUGCUUAUCACUUAAUUUUAAAGUAGUGACGAUUUUGGACUUUUUUUAAAAAAAAAAUGGCGGCAUUUUAGACGAAGUCAACUGAAUUUGUGCCCAAAAUAUAAAUUCUUAAAAGUGUCUUGAAAAAAUAGCACAUGUUUUUAUAAAUGGACUAAAAUGUUAUAACAGUUUAUUAUCUACAAAUAUCAUUUGCUUGCUCCGCCUAAUUCAAAAUUACAUUAAAUCACUUGAAUUGUGUAACAUUUUUGAAAAAACUUUGUUACAAAUUGCCAUGUUUGCUUUUCUUUGUUGUACGAGUUUUUAAAAAGUUUUAAAACAACCACACUUUAACAUCUAUUUGAUUUAUUUACUUUAAAAUUUUACAUUUGUUGCACCAAAUAACUAAUUGCUAUAUUUACAUCAUGUUGGAAACUGUUUAUUGUUAUAAGCAGGUAAAAAACAGGACUUUUAAUGUGAUACACUGGUCUAUUUGUAGAACGCAAUUAAUCAACUCGCGCAUCACCAGCUUUAUAAUCCAAUCCAUUCUUUUGAUAUUCACCCAAUGUACCACACCAAUUGUAAUUAUUUUUUUAUCCACUAUUUUUGUACACCUAUAUAGCACAUUUAUUUUUCUAUUUGUAUAUUUUGCUAAAUCACUUUUAAGAAGUUAUUUUCUCGAGUAUAAUAUAAAGUAAGAUGUAAACUAGAAUACAAAAACUCCACCCA